CACAUACAUUCACACCUCCGCCACCACUCAAUACCGCUCCGAAACGACGGCAAGAUGGGCAACGCAAACAGUGCGAUGUUGGAGAACAUCGUCCAAGGGUCGAAUUUCGACCGGGACGAAGUCGACAGACUGCGUAAGCGCUUCAUGAAAUUGGACAAGGACAACUCAGGCACCAUCGAGCGUGACGAAUUCCUUUCCCUCCCCCAAGUCUCCUCGAACCCUCUUGCGACACGAAUGAUUGCCAUCUUCGACGAAGACGGAGGCGGCGACGUCGAUUUCCAGGAGUUCGUCUCUGGCCUCAGCGCCUUCAGCAGCAAAGGGAACAAGGAGGAGAAGUUGCGGUUUGCCUUCAAAGUCUACGAUAUCGACAGGGACGGCUACAUCAGCAAUGGCGAGCUCUUCAUUGUGCUCAAGAUGAUGGUGGGCAGCAACUUGAAGGAUCAACAGUUGCAGCAAAUAGUGGACAAGACAAUUAUGGAGGCCGAUCUGGACCGAGACGGGAAGAUCAGCUUUGAGGAGUUUACCAAGAUGGUGGAGAACACGGACGUGUCGAUGAGCAUGACUCUGGACCAAUUCUAAGUCCAGCAUGAGACCUACGAGAUACCCGGCAUUGGGAAGAAGCCCGGCGCACAAAAGCACGACCUAGACGACCGACCACGACAGAACGUAGACGGCACCUGUGGAUGUCACAUUUGCAGCUCUCGGCCCUCCCUCUUUGGCCCCUGGAGAAGAGCUCUUCCGGAAUGCUUCGAUGUGGAACUUGACCAAAUACGACGACUGGCGCCCCGUGCGCAGCCUUGCCACAAGGACGCGGCGCAGGACGUGCCUGAUUUCUCGAGCGAAAGUAUUGCCAUCCGGCUGGCCAUUCAUACCCAAGAGAGACAGGUAGAAACUAACUAGGGUAUUUGCGACCAACAGAACCAGACAGCUUCGAGAAUGAAAUGGGUUCGCGGGCGAC
This is a messenger RNA of Cercospora beticola, 958 nucleotides long. RefSeq names its product calcineurin regulatory subunit B (gene CNB1). Gene Ontology annotation, biological process: calcineurin-mediated signaling; protein dephosphorylation. Gene Ontology annotation, cellular component: calcineurin complex. Lineage: Eukaryota; Fungi; Ascomycota; Dothideomycetes; Mycosphaerellales; Mycosphaerellaceae. The record is from RefSeq and is a predicted model, not a curated record. Gene Ontology annotation, molecular function: calcium-dependent protein serine/threonine phosphatase regulator activity; calcium ion binding; phosphatase binding.